This is a messenger RNA of Coccinella septempunctata (seven-spotted ladybird), 2478 nucleotides long. RefSeq lists its product as uncharacterized. The transcript has 4 exons. NCBI's taxonomy places the organism in Eukaryota, Metazoa, Arthropoda, Insecta, Coleoptera, Coccinellidae. The record is from RefSeq and is a predicted model, not a curated record. The coding region runs from base 1 to 2478 and encodes 825 amino acids. Gene Ontology annotation, molecular function: nucleic acid binding.
AUGGAAUUGGGAGUGAUACUUCGAGACAAAUUCAUAUGUGGAUUCGAGAAAGGGCCGAUUUUAGACAUAAUGCUGGAAGAAAAAGCAUCCAUAUCAUUCGAAGAAGCCAUUGGAGUUGCAGAGAACAAGAUGGUCACCCAACAAAGCUACCGGAUUUCAGGCGUGAAGGAAGAAAUGGUGAAUCAUAUUCGCGCAGAAAGAAGAAAUGGAAAUGAUGACGUCAGAUACCAGAGUAGAAGUUACACGCAGAAGCAGUGUCAGCAGACACGUGAUAGAGCAAGAACACCACCAAAGCAAAAACCACAGAGCUGCCAAUGUUGCGGGAAAAACGGACAUUUUGAACAGAAUUUUCUUGUAGAUGUACUGGAGGAUGAAACAGAAAUUGAUUCUGGUGCUAGUAUAUCAGCUAUAUCCGAUAAAACAUAUAAAGAAAAUUUCAAUAAAUAUACAUUAAAACCUUGCAAUAAGUACUUGUAUUUUUAUAAUGGUGCCAGAGUACACCCGAAGGGAAUUUUGGAAGUUAAGGAUAGUUUUAAGAAUUUGCAACAAGUACUAGAAUUAUAUGUCUUGGAAGGUGGUGAGCCACCAAUAUUAGGGAGAGACUUUUUGAAUAUGUAUAAUAUUAAAUUUGAAGGAGUAAACUUUGUGAAUUGCAACAAAUCAGAAUUAGAAACUAUUUUGACGGAAUUCAAGGAUCUCUUUAAUAAAGAAUUAGGGAAAUUUACAAGAGUAGCUUCUUUGAAACUUGAAGAUGAAAAUGUGGAGCCUAAGUUUUUUAAAUAUAGACCGGUACCGUUUGCUAUCCGGAGAAGUGUUGAAGAUGAAAUUGAAAGACUUUGUUCUCUAGGUAUUUUGACUCCUGUGGAGUACAACAGUUGGGCGACACCGGUGGUACCAGUAUUUAAGAAAAAUGGUUCGGUGAGGUUGUGUGGAGACUACAGGAUCUCAGUUAACCCUCAUAUUGAAGUGGACCAGUAUCCAAUUCCCAGGAUUGAAGAAUUGUUCUGUAGGCUGCAGGGAGGUGAAGAGUUUAGUAAGCUUGAUCUUUCUGAUGCUUAUCAGCAAAUUUGCCUUGAUGAAAAAUCACAAGAAUUACGCACUAUAUCGACACAUAAAGGUUCAUUUAGGUAUAAUCGAUUGAAUUUCGGCAUAGCCUCAGCACCUGCUAAAUUCCAAAAAAUUAUGGAAUAUGUUUUGGGAGGUACGGAUGGGGUGGUUGUCUUCCUGGAUGACAUUUUGAUAACGGGUAAGAAUAAAGAGGAACACUUACAAAGAUUAAGACUUGUUUUGGAAACAUUGAGAAAUUCAGGUUUCAAAAUUUCCGUAGAUAAAUGCGAAUUUUUUCAAAGUAGUGUUAAUUAUCUGGAGUACGGGAUCGAUAAGGAAGGGUUGCAUACAAAUGCUAGUAAAGUGUUAGCUAUUAAACAAGCUCCGAGGCCGACAAAUGUUACAAGUUUAAAGUCGUUUUUAGGUACGGUCAAUUACUAUGCGAAAUUUGUAAAGAACAUUGCCACAGUUUUAUAUCCAUUGUAUAGGCUACUAAAGAAAGAUGUAAAAUGGAACUGGGAUAAUAAUUGUGAAGCAGCUUUUGUCAAAAUUAAAUCCCUGUUGAUAUCAUCUGAGGUCCUGGUUCAUUUUGAUCCAAAGUUAGAACUUAAAUUAACUGUGGAUGCGUCUUCCUUUGGCGUUGGCGCAAUUUUGAGUCAUGUAGUAGCGCCAGGAAUUGAAAAACCGGUAGCGUAUGCUUCUCGAACUUUAACCAGAAGUGAACAGAAUUAUUUUCAGAUUGAAAAAGAAGCACUAGCAAUUAUUUUCGGGGUAUUUAAAUUUAAUCAGUACUUAUUUGCUAAGAAGUUCACAUUGGUCACGGAUCAUAUGCCGUUGGUAGCAAUUUUCGGUCAUAAACGACAAAUUCCGCAAUUCUCGGCGAAUAGAUUGCGCAGAUGGGCUGUUAUACUUUCAAAUUAUAAUUAUGAGGUUCAAUAUGUUCCUUCCAAUAAAAAUGUGGCCGACGCACUAUCUAGAUUACCGUUAGAAAAUGAAGAAAAUGAGAAGAAAGAGCUUGAAGAUGUAGAAAUAAACUAUUCUUUGUUUUUUGCGGAAAACACAGAAACUAUUCUUUGUAGAUUUUUGCUUGAUUAUAGAAACACUCCUCAUAGUACCACCGGAGUCAGCCCCGCUAAGUUGAUGUUCGGCAGAAAUUUAAUUAAUAGAUUCGAUCUCUUGUUACCCAACGUUAGACAGUCGGAUAUCAAAAACGAUAAUUUGGAUAGAAGGAUAGAGUCAGAACAGGCUAGACAAAAGUAUCAUUAUAACGGAAAGAAGGAAGAUAAUUUUAGAAAUGGAGAGGAAGUAUAUGUGAAAGAUUAUAGGGACCGGAAUCAAAAAUUGAAUAAGAUCUGGAAACGCCAUGCGAAUCAGAUUAAAAAAAGGUUCCCGGAAAUUGUCUACCCAAUAAAGAUCCCUGAUUCUGAGUGA